Molecule: messenger RNA, 3240 nt
Organism: Aureobasidium musti
Lineage: Eukaryota; Fungi; Ascomycota; Dothideomycetes; Dothideales; Saccotheciaceae
Source: the annotation of a GenBank genome assembly
AUGCCUCCGUUCGUUCCGCGCAAGAGGCGCUCGCCCUCGCCUGAAGCCCCUCCUGCCAAACGAAGAGAGACUGCCCGUGGCAAGAAAGCUUCCGUCGACAAAAAACCCACCAAGCCCACCAAGCCUAAGAGCAGUGUCUUUGAUGCAAUCGAUACUCUGAACACCAAGGCAACAGCCGAAGAGGCUAAGAACUUCUUUGAAAGCGUUGGCAAAGGCGAUAGCGACGACAAUGACGACGACGAUGCCUCGGAAGACAAGGUCGACGACGACAGUGCCAUCCAAGACAUCAACAUCUCCAUCAACGAGGACGGAAGUGUCCAGGCCAUCGCCGCCGCUGAGCAGCAAGCAAAGGCUAAGAAGGGUCCUUCCAAGAGAGAACGCCAGGCCCGCAUCCGAGCACAUUGUAUCCACGUCCAAACUCUACUCUUCCACAACGCCGUCCGUAACUCAUGGCUCAACGACGCCGAACUACACAAGAUCCUGCUUGACAGUCUGAGCCAAGGUGUUAAAGACGAGAUCGAUCGCUGGAAGAUCAAUAUGGGCAUGAAGCAGCCUCCACCCAAGAAGAAGCAGAAAGGAAAGAGCAAGGGAAACAACAAGGGACGGGAUUGGGGACAAGACGCUGAUAGACUCGAGCCUGGCGUGCCCAACCUCAGCAGUGGAGACCCUCUGCUUAGACUGCUCAAAGUCUUGACUGCCUACUGGAGAAAGCGCUUCAACGUCACUGCUCCUGGUAUACGCAAGCAAGGCUACCUGCCGCAAAGACUCAUCACCUAUGAGAUCAAGGCAUGGGCAAAGAACAAGUCCAACUUCGAACGCCAUGGCGAACGCAUCGAGAACAUCGACGAGUUUCGCAAGUGCGCAAAAGAAUGCCGAGGCUCGCGAGAUGUUGGCGCCCAGCUGUUUACUGCUCUGAUCAGAGCCAUCGGCAUUGAGUCUAGAAUGGUCGCCAGUCUGCAGCCCACUGGCUUCGGCUGGACGAAAGUCGAGGAUGGAGAGAUCAAGAAGCAGCCGCAAACUACAUCCACCAACCCUGUCGAGAUCUCUGACGAGGAGAGUGCUGCUGAAUCUCCCAAACCCAAAUCAAAAGCGAAAGCAAAGAAGCCACCCAAGAUCGAGAAGCCUGCUCGGAAGUCUACUCGAAAAUCUCAAAGCGCUGUGGUCAAAGACGAGUCUAGUGAGCUCUCAAGUGUACCAUCAGACGCCGACGACGAUGACGAUGCUUCAGUAAUCGACAUUACACCCGCACCUCCACCAAAGAACACGAAGAAAUACGACCGCGACCUGGCAUACCCUCAUUACUGGACAGAGGUACUGUCUCCAGUGUCGAACACUUACAUUCCAGUCGACUCUAUCGUCCUGUCCACUGUUGCUAGCAACCAAGAAUUGUUAUCUACCUUCGAACCUCGAGGCAAGCGUGCCGAUCAAGCUAAACAGGUCAUCUGUUAUGUUAUCGCUCACAACCAAGACACAACUUGCAAGGAUGUCACUGUGCGCUACCUCAAGAAGCACCAAUUGCCUGGGCGUACUAAAGGUUUCCGUAUGCCCGUCGAGAAAAUACCUGUUCUCAAUAAGCGUGGCAAGGUCAUCAAGACUGAAGACUAUGAUUUCUUCAAGCGUAUCAUGUCACCUUUUGUCCGCCCUCACAAUAAGCGUACUGCAGCAGACGACAUUGAAGAUGCUGAAUUUGUUCUUGAACGCCAUCUUCGUCGUGAAGAAGCCAUCCUUCCUGAUGCAAAGCAAGUCAGGACAUUCACCUCUGGCAAGGGCGACAAGGAAAAGUCAGAACCUGUAUACAGGCGAGCUGACGUUGUGAACUGCAAGACUGUUGAGUCAUGGCAUAAAGAAGGUCGACAAAUCAAGCUUGGGGAGCAACCUCUCAAGAUGGUCCCCGUGCGAGCGGUCACCCUCAUGCGUAAGCGUGAAAUGGAAGAAGCUGAACGCGAGACUGGCGAGAAGCUCAAACAAGGCCUGUACGGCAUCGACCAAACUGAAUGGAUCAUUCCACCACCAAUUGAGAAUGGUAUCAUUCCUAAAAAUGCAUACAACAAUAUUGACGUGUAUGUACCGUCGAUGAUACCCAAAGGUGCUGUCCAUAUUCCCCUUCGCAGCACUGCCAGAAUCUGCAGAAAACUCAACAUCGACUAUGCCGAAGCAUGCACAGGUUUUGAGUUCGGCAAGCAGCGCGCAGUUCCCAUCAUCACUGGUGUGGUCGUGGCUGCCGAGAAUGAAGACGCUGUCAUUGACGCUUGGGAAGUUGAGGAAGCCGAACGCAAACGUAAAGAAGACGUCAAGAGGCAGGCUACUAAUCUGCAUUUGUGGCGCAAAUUCCUUAUGGGCUUGCGUAUCGUCGAACGUAUCAGGUCAGAUUAUGCUGGUCGACCGAACGAGAUUGACGAGGUCAACCCAUUCGUGAAUCGCGACAAGCAAAAGAAGAAGAAAACGCCCAGAGAUGAGAUGACUAUGGGUGGCGGCUUCUUGGUUUCCGAAGAUGAAGAAGACGAGAAACCCCAGGACACCAAAGAGGAAGACACAGACCUUAGUCUUGGUGGUGGCGGUUUCAUGCCUGAAGAUGAAGAUGAGGACGAUACCAAAGCAGAAGACGCCGACAUCGAGAUAGGUGGUGGCUUUCUACUCGAUGAGGACGAUGCAGAAGAAGAGAAGAAACCAGUCACUAGCUCGCACUUUGCGCCAAUGUCUCUGGCAGCCGCAAGCCGUCAAGCUCAAUCAUCUGAUGCUGAGCCUGUGAAAGAGGAAGAAGAGAGCGAGGAAGACAUGGACGCCGAAGAACUCCCACCUCAACAUCGCAAUCCUCGUGCUUCUACAGCUACUGCUAAACCAAAUGCGAAGCCAAAAGCAGCACCCAAAGCCAAGGCAAAAGCUGUUUCUAAGCCAACGCCAAAACGUCCUGCUAGAAAGAGCAAAGCUAUUAUCUCUGAGUCCGAAGAAGAAGAGCACGAGAAUGAAGAUGAUGAAGAAGCUCAUUCAUCCUCUUUGUCCGAUCUCACAGACGCAUCUGAGGAUUCUGCACCUCAAAAGUCGAUCAAGAGACGCAACUCUUCGCCUCGUGUUGUCAUAUCACCACGUAAGAAGAAUGGUAUCAAGAAAGAGAUUAAGAGUCCAUACUUCUCACAUACCGAGGACGAUGGUGCCGGCGAAGAGAUGGAAGAAGACGAGGAAAGCGAAGAGGAGGUUGUAAAGCCUCGGAUGACUACUAGACGCACGAGAGGAAAAGGAUAA